Megalobrama amblycephala (Wuchang bream) is the source of this 1849-nucleotide messenger RNA. It is a transcript of the gene isoc2, whose product is annotated as isochorismatase domain containing 2. The transcript is spliced from 7 exons. Gene Ontology annotation, cellular component: cytoplasm. The record is from RefSeq and is a predicted model, not a curated record. Bases 222 to 815 code for a protein of 197 amino acids. Lineage: Eukaryota; Metazoa; Chordata; Actinopteri; Cypriniformes; Xenocyprididae.
GUAAUGUAACAGCGAGCGAAUUGUGCUGCAUUGUUGUAAUAUUAAUCAAGGAAAUAUAUCUUUCAAGGGUACAUGUAGAUAUUAGGAUAUAUCUUUGUGCUGUGUCGAGUCGCUGUAUCUGCAUUCUGUGCGCUGCUGUCCUUUAUGAAUCUGUAACGGUGAGCUGAUCUAUCUUCACUUGAUCUUUGAGGUCUGAGACUCCCUCAUAUUACACUGCAAACAUGGCAGGAAUUGGCAGGCUGUCCACCAAAGGCUCAGUGCUGUUACUGUGUGACAUUCAGGAGAAGUUCAGACCCAAUAUUUUCCAGUUCACAAACAUCGUGAGCAAUGCCGCAAGGAUGCUACAGGCAUGUCGAAUCCUGAACAUCCCUCAGAUUUUAACCGAGCAGUACCCUAAAGGUCUGGGCCCCACUGUUCCUGAGCUGGGGGCCGAGGGCUUGAAGCCUCACACAAAGACCAGUUUCUCCAUGCUGACGGAGAGUGUCGAGAGCUCACUCAAGAGCCUGGGAGACCCUCAGCAAGUCAUACUAUGUGGCAUCGAGGCUCAAGCGUGCAUCGCGUGUACAACCUAUGAUCUCCUGGAGCGAGGCAUGGAGGUCCAUAUUGUGGCAGAUGCUGUCUCCUCUCGAAGUCAGACGGAUCGUCUUUUUGCACUGUCACGACUGAAGCAGAGUGGGGCGUUUCUCACCACUACAGAGGCAGUUUUAUUACAACUAGUGCAGGAUGCCAAGCAUCCCAACUUUAAAGAGAUCCAGAAACUCUUGGCUCACCCCUCCCCUGAUACAGGCCUGCUGGCCUUCUUCAGCUCUCUAUAGGGCCAGUCACACACCACACCCUGCACACAUAAUUACAUAAAUUACUAAAAAUCAGCACAAACUGCUCUCUGAACCUGUUGGAAUCAUGUGAUCUUUGAACAUUUGAGUAUUCAAUUAAAUAUUUACUUUCAUGGAAACGCAAAUAUUUUACAUUUCAAAUCAGUCAGAUGGUUCUAAAAUUCAGUGUCAGAAAAACAGUAAGAGUUGUUGGUAAUGCUAAAAUAAGGUCUGCAUGUUAACAUUAGUUAAUGCAUUAGAUAUCAUAAACUAACAGUCAGCAUUUUUACACCAUUUAUGGUAACAUUUACAGUAAAAUCCCACUAUUUAAUGUUUGUUAAUGCAUUAACUAAUACAUUCGUUACAGUAUUUAUUAAUCUUAGUUAGCGUUAGUUAAUAAAAAUACAACUGUUCAUUGUUAGUUCAUGUUAGAUCAAGUCCUUGAAAUGAUAUUAACAGAUACAGCUUUUGAUUUGAAUUAGUAGUGAUCUAUUAGUACAUUAAUUAACAUUACCUAAUAUUAAUAAAUGCUUUAGAAGUAUUUUUCAUUGUUAGUUCAUGUUAACUAAUGUUAGCAAAAGGAACCUUGUUAUAAAGUGUUGCCGCAUUGAUUAAUCUAGGUUAAUUUUAAUUUAUAAAUAUACUAUUUUGGUAACUCUUUACAGUAAGAUUUCAUUAGUUAAGUUAAUUCAAAUUAAGUUAACAUGAAUAAAGAAUGAACAAUACUUCUGCAGCAUUUAUUAAUCUUAGUUAAUGUUAAUUUCUGUUAUUAAAUUCAAAAGUUGUAUUUAACAUUAAUGCACCAUGAACUAACAUUAACAAACAAUGAACGACUAACAAAGAUUAAUAAAUACUGUUACAAAUGUAUUAUUCAUUGGUAGAUCAUGUUAGUUUAUACAUUAACUAAUGUUAACAAAUGAACCUUAUUUUUGCAUGUAAAGUGAUAUGAAUGUAUAAAACCUUAUUGUAAAGCAUUGCCAAAUGAUUAUAUUCUGUACAUGCAUCACUAUAAAAUAAGAAUAAAAUAUUAUUUGUUA